CCUGAGAGUGUGCGCGCGCCUGUGCUCGCUCACUUCUCUCAUGCUCCCUCUUCGCCCUGCCUCCGGGCCUAUCACCUAUCAUCCAGCCUCUCGCCUAUCAUCAUAUCACCUUAUCCUCCAAACGAUCACCUUUCCAUUCCGCCCAGCUGGCGUGGUCAUCCAUGGAGUGUCAUGUCAGCGCUCCACUCGCCCUCUCACAUCCCUCAAAUCUCUCGCAAUGCCUCCAGUUUCUUCCCGUGCCCACUGCCACUGCUCCUGCUGCCAGCCCUGCCGCCCUCUUCCUUUGGAAUUGCGCCUCCUGUGGGAGCGGCGUUUUCAGAGGACCCACGGGUGCGGUGGUUUCGGCGGGAGUGGUUUGAGGGGCGGGACUGCGUGGACGUGGGGUGCAACUCGGGGUUCAUCUCCAUCGGCCUCGCUCAGUGAGGCAUUUCAGCGUGAAGUCAAUGCUUGGCAUCGACAUCGACAAAGAUCUGAUCAAGGAGGCGAGGAGGCAGUGGGGCAGCGUUGUGAGGGAGGAGAAAGAGAAGGAGCGGGGGGAGGGGGGGAAGGAGGGAGGACAAGAGGUUAAGGGGAACAGGGGCGAGAAAAGGGAGAGGCAAACGGAUGGGGGUGUGGGGUGGAAUGAGGUGGGUGGUGCUGGCGGGGCUUCUAGUGGCCUGGGCGCGGCUCCGCAAGGCAGUGGAGGGAUGGCAGCCGCUGCGGGCAGAGCUGUGGAGGAGGCAGCAGCGGCAGCGGCGCAGGCAGUGGGGGCGGCACGGGGAGCGGGUGGGCGGCCGCGAGUGGUGUUCAGGUGCCUCAACGUGGUGGAGGCGGACAUGCCGCGUGACAGUGCUGACACUGUGCUCUGUCUGAGUGUGACCAAGUGGGUGCAUCUCAACUGGGGCGAUGCGGGCCUCAUCGCGCUCUUCGCCAAUCUCUUCCACAUGCUCCGCCCCGGGGGGGUUCUCAUUCUGGAGCCGCAGCCGUGGAGCUCGUACAAGAAGAAGCACGGACUCACUAAGGAGAGCAGGGAGCACUACAGCAGCAUCAAGAUCUUCCCUGCUCACUUCCGACAGCUGCUGCUCGACAAGAUCGGCUUCCAGCGGGUGGAGGAGCUCACUGCUGCUGUUCCCACUGCGCGCGGCUUUGACCGGCCCUUGUUUGUUUACUACAAGUAGGGCACUCAAGCACUGCACCACGCACUUUAGCGAGAGGCCAAAUAGUGGAGGCGGGCCCAACUCGAAUGGGUGUUGUUUCCAGCGUGCCUGCAAGUACUCUUGUCAUUACAACAAUGAACAAAAGAAUGUACGGUAGCGACGAGCACCAGCUGUCUGCUCUCAUGCGCCCUUGCUCUCUCAACGGGCAACGACUCUGACCCGAAUGCGUGUGACCAGUGAGUAUGGACGAGAGGCGCUCAAAGAGGGUCCUGCGGCACAAUGUAACAAAUGAAAGGUUGCUUU
Molecule: messenger RNA, 1439 nt
Organism: Closterium sp. NIES-67
Lineage: Eukaryota; Viridiplantae; Streptophyta; Zygnematophyceae; Desmidiales; Closteriaceae
Source: the annotation of a GenBank genome assembly